GACGACCGCCAGUCGUAUUGUUGCGUCGUGCAAGGAAGGUGUCGGUAAUACGCGUGCGCGAGAUCGAAAAAAUUAUGUUUUGAAUUUUAUAACUUUUUAAAGUGAAAUCGUUUAAAACUAAAUAAAAACUUUUUUGUCGACAUUUUUGGAAAAACAUCUACAAAUAUUAUAGUGUGAAGUUCCGUUUUUGUAUAAAAAACUUGUGCCGUAAGGAAUUUCUUAACAGAAACGGGUUUGCGUCCUAUCUACUGUUUAUUAUGGAUUUUGUAAUCGCAUAAUUUUAAAAUACAGAUAGAAUAUUCAAUGUGUAAAUGUGUUUGAAUUGUUAGUGGCAUAACUUUUCCGUCAAAGGUUUUUUAUUGGACACAUUGUUGACGAAAGAUCGGAUUGCAUACGCCUUUAAUUCAAAAAGACGUCCGACAACGAAAGUGCCGCCAAAAUGAGAUAAAAAAGACACCUUCCAGUUAAAAGUAAAUAAAAAGCAUAGUGCAGUGGUAAAAACGAAAUUAAAAUAAUGACUAGGACAUAGUGAAAUAAAGUGUCAGAAGUCUGUCAUGCGGUGGUUUAGAAAGUGAAAAGCAGUUCGGUAACUUGGUCACGAGAUGGCGUUAUUAACCGUGACGUUAGUGAGUGCAGUGCUGUGUGCAGCGGUGGUAAAUGUUUAUGGACAUGUAGCGCUUACCUUCCCGCCUGCCAGGCGGUUUGACUUGGACUUUUUGGACAACUCCCGAACGAAGCCGCCGUGUGGAAUGCCUAAAGGAACGCUGAAAACAUCGUUUUUAGCUGGAUCAUCAUUUACAGUACAUUGGCAUUUAGCAUAUGCUCACCGAGGAGGCUUCAGUUUAAGAAUAUUGGACUACCUGGAAAGACCUGUAUUAGACUUAACGCCUAGAGCAGGAGGGUCCGAAUUUGUACGAGACGAUGUUACCGCCCAGAAGUACGAGGUGCGCCUGCCGAGCGACUUUACGUGUGACAACUGCACGCUACAACUCCAGAGGGAGGCGGGCGAAUGGGGCGCCAACUACCGGUUCUGGUCCUGCGCCGAUAUUGAUAUUGUGCCGCGGAAAGACUACCACGAGACAUGCUCUGGGCACGGGUUCCAUAUCCUGGGACGAUGCAAGUGUAAUAAGUCAUACUUCGGCCCUCGAUGUCAGUUCUCCGACGAAUGCACUGACGACAGCGAGUGCGGGCUGCGCGGCAAGUGUAUCGACAUUAACGCGACAGAGGCGCCUAGCCGCGCCUGCUACUGCCCCGUAGGCUUCUACGGAAAGGGAUGUAAUAAGAAGUCACCAUGGAAGGACAAGAAUAUCAACCUGGCUUUGUACAGCCACCGCCAGCUGUCGCCGGAGUACAACCUGUACUGGCGAAUCGUCAAGGAUCAGGAUGAGUUGGAGGUCGUUAUGAUUGUCAACGGCACCUCUUAUGCUGGUAUCGGAUGGAGACCAAGUGGACUGAACAAACAAUGCAAAAAUUUCCCAGUGUUGGGACCCCCUCAGGAGGAGAAAGGAAACACUCCAAAACCAGAACCGUUGCCAGAACCAGAACCUAAAGCUGAGCCCGAACCGGAACCUUCUCCGGAACCCAAAUCCGAACCCAAACCCACUCCGGAACCCAAACCGGAACCUAAACCAGAACCGUCACCCGAACCCGCUGCAGAACCUAAACCAGAACCUGCACCAGAACCGGAACCAGCUUCUGAACCUACUCCUGAACCUAGUCCCGAACCCAAAGCGGAACCCGAACCGACACCUGAACCCAAAGCAGAACCCACUUCUCAGAUGCCAGAGAAUGACAAUAGGAACAAGAGAGUGGCAAUGCAUUCCCUGGACGGCAUCGACUUCAAGAAUCUUGGAGAUGACGUCACUGUGAAGACCAGUGUCUCCUACAAAGUGUCUUCUUCUAAAGGACGCGGGAAACGCCAAGCUCCAGAACCGCAACAUUUGGAAACCACGACCUCUGUAAUCGAAAACAAAACACCUAACCUUGAACCCGAAUCUACACCCGAACCUUCCCCAGAACCUAGUUCUGAAUCCACUACUACAAAACCCGAACCAAAAUCGACUCCUAAGACUAAAUUCGCUCCCGCAAAACCAAAGUACGCGCCCAAAGUUAGAAAGCUAUCAGAGCUUAAUGCUACUACACUUAAGUCUACAACUACAACAAAGAAAUUCAAUGCUACGGAACCUACUCCCACUCCAGAACUUAAGGCUGAACCUACUCCGGAACCUGCAUCAGAACCCGAACCUACACCGGAACCCAAAUCCGAACCUACUCCUGAACCUUCUCCGGAGCCUACGUCUGAACCCGAACCUACUCCUGAACCUAAAUCCGAGCCAGAACCUUCUCCGGAACCUACAUCAGAACCAGAACCUUCUCCGGAACCUAAAUCUGAGCCAGAACCUUCUCCUGAGCCUAAAUCUGAACCUGAGCCUACUCCCGAACCGAAAUCUGAGCCUGAACCUUCUCCGGAACCUAAAUCAGAACCCGAACCUUCUCCGGAACCUAAAUCGGAACCUGAACCUACGCCAGAACCCGAAUCAUCAUCCGAACCUUCUCUAGAACCUAAAGCAGAACCCAAACCUGAACCUAGCCCAGAGCCUAAAUCCGAACCUGAACCUACUCCAGAGCCUAAAUCAUCACCUGAACCCACUCCGGAACCCGAACCCAAACCGGAACCCACUGAACCCCUAAUAGUACCCAAAUCUGCAGCGGAUACCGAGACAUUGCUAGUGAAGGGACUUACAGAAGAUGCAGGGUACUUCCCCGCCCAUGAAUACGCGCCAAAGUUCGACUUCAACCCUAUGGACUGCACCGACAUCGUGAUUGGAACCGCUAGAGGGAACUACCAUCGAGUACUGGAUUACUACACUAGAGAUAGAUCGACGCCACGUGUGGAUACGUUCUGGGGCGGGCACGAUGACGUGACGGCGGCGACAGGCUUCGAGGAGAACGGGGUCACUACCAUUAUGUUCCGGAAGAAGCUCAAGGCUAAAGAACCAACCGACCACUCGAUAGUGGACGACCAGAUGCACGUCAUCUGGGCGCGUGGUCAGGAGCCGGGCAAGUACGUGCACUCACCCCCGUCGGGCGUGGAGCGCGGUGUUGCCGCCGUCAAGGACUUCUACAGGAGUGAUGAGCUCAAAUACCACGGACAUGGCGGGCAGAGGGGUGUUGCCAGCAUUAAUUUCUUUGAAGAAACUAAAACCUCAAUAUCAGGGGGCGUAACUCCGCUAGAGAAUAACAAGUGUGGUGGUCAGUUCCGCUUCCCUCACGACUGCUCACCCUCCAACGGCAGCUGCGCGUACCUCGCCACGUGGGAGUACCUCGGCCUCAAGAGGGGCAAGGAUAAAGUGAGGUUCACCAUCAAGACCAAGGAGAGCAAGUACUGGACAGGAAUUGGGUUCAGUAAGGACAAGAAAAUGUCGCAAACAGACGCAAUAAUCGGCUGGGUGGACCCUCGUUCCAACCGCCCCUUCAUCAUGAACACGUGGGUCAGCGGCUACUCGGCGCCCAAGCUGGACCCGAACCAGCACAUCACGGCGGCUUCUGGCAGCCUCAUUGACGGGCUCACCACGCUCAGCUUCCUCAGGAGCAGAGAUACUGGAGAAUCACGGGACCUAGCGUUCACGGACGACCAGUGCCUGUACAUGAUGUUCAUCACCCAAGGCGGAGGCUUCGACGCGGUCAACAAACGCACCAGCAAACACCUGACUACCCCCAUAGUGACCGAGGAGAAGAUAUGCAUCAAGGCUUGCGGCCCGGAACCUACAGAAGAAGAACUAUCCACCGAGCCAACCAUCCCUGGCGAGACAGCAUACACCAUGCUGAUCCGCAUAACAGGGUUGGCAGACAGCUUCAAGCCGCCGGCGCCAGGCAGUAAGGAGUUCGAUGACCUCAGCCAGCAGGUGGCCGAUGCCAUGAGGCAGGAGAUCGGGGGCACUAAGGGAUUCCACGGUCUGCAAGUUAACGGGUUUAUGCAAAACGAAACAAAAUCCAUCAUUGCGGAACUGACCCUGAAGUCCAUCGAUUCCAAUCUCAUCGAAGGUUCAAGUGCCCGCUCGCUGGACGGCGCCGGACAAUCAGACGACGCGGACAAGUGGGUGCGCGUGGUGCGGGACACGCUGGCCAAGGGGCGCGUCGCGCACUUGAACGUCGACCCGGAGUUCUUGUUGCUUGAACCUCAGAGUUUGCUAUCCACCCGCCCGGUGGACACCUCGGAAGGCAACGCGCGUACCUUCUUCGGCCUGGCCGAGACCAAGCUGUACGUGGUGGUGGGCUGCGUGGCCGCGCUCGUGCUGGUGGCGCUGCUGCAGGCCGCAUGCACGCUGUACAGGAGCCGCGGCGGCCAGCGGGGGAAGGACCAGCUGAUCCCCAACGCAGCGUGGAAGGACUACUCAACAGCGAACACCAACUACGCGUUUGAACCUUUCGAGAACGAUGACAAGUAUAACUCCACCACAUCCACCGCUCCACUCCGGGAGCGGCCCCCCUCCACCCCCGCCCGCCCCACCAACCCACCCCCGCCGAGGCCUGGCAGUGCUGGAGCAGCCAGGAACGGGAAGCCUGUUAAUGGCAACAAGCCGAUGAACGGCAGCAAGCUGACCGGCGCCGCCCCCGCCGCGGCGGGCGGGCGGCCGCGGGCGCCCAACAGCGCGGCGCAGUACUACCACGACACGCGCUCGCUGCAGCGCCCGCGGGCGCAGCUGGGCUACACCGGCCGACCAGAGCGCGCAACGUACUCCUUGCCUCGGGGAGCACGGGGCGAGCCACCAGGCCUCUCAGCGCAGCCAGACUUCUACUUCAUGCCUUCACAGCGCAAAUACGAAGGUGAAGUUGUCAGGGUAUUCGUCGAUUACAGGGGCAGGGAUGACGGUAACGAUUGGAGUAACGAGUGGGACGGGGUUAACGAUGGCCUUAGGGUUAACGACGACCGUAGGGGUAACGAUGACCGUAGGGGUACCGGUGACCGUAGGGGUACCGGUGACCGUAGGGGUAAACAUGACCGAGGUAAAGGUGAUUGGGGUAAAAGUGAUUGGCGUGGGAGGGAUGAGCUUAAUUAAGAAGUAGUAAGAAGUGUUAGGAAAUAGUUCUGGACUAAGGUGGGGAUUGAAAAAGUUUUAUGUGACAAUAAAGUUUAAAAAAGCUUUAAGUAUAUUUAGUCCAGUAAUAUUUAGAACUGUGCCAGUAAAUAAAAUACAAAUUUUAAUAUUUUUUUAUGUACUUUAGGGACUUGUUUUUAGACUGUUACGUUUGGAUUCACGCAAAAAUUGUGUUAUUAUUUUUCAUGUUUUAUGCCGAGGUGAUAACGUAAUAUUAACAAUAAUAAAUAUUAAUGUUUAUGUAGUUAGUUAAUUUUGAUGUUAUGCUAGAUUUACACAAAAAGUCCUGUUGUAAAAUACAGUUUUUUUUAUAGUUAUGGUUUUUAUAUCGCCUUUCUUCCACUUUAAGUAAUAAAAAAAUCAAUUUCAUACUUGUCUUAAGUUUUAGCCACGAUUUUUUAAAUUAAAGAUAUCUUUGCUUAAAUCACAAUCUCACCUGGUUAAAAUAAAUUUGAAUUAUUACGACUUCAGUCAAAAAGUCAAAAGAGAUUUAUUGCAAGUCGUGAGCUUAUGUUAAAAAGAAACUGCAUUUUCAAAAGGCGCGUUGUAAAGGGACGCUCACAGUUGCUUGUAUGGGCAAAACACCCGGGUUUAAACCCAGUACUUAGGUAAACACCCGAAGAACCAAAACACCCAGUUUGUGAGUUCGUACGGGUUUUACCCAAGCAUCUGGUUUAAUUUAAACACAUCAAUAUCGGUUACCAUAAUCGGUUGUUUGUCGGGUUUAAACCCGGUGGAAUGCCUAUUAGCGAUGGGCGUUAUUAACCAUAACUGGUUAUAUAUGCAGUUACGAGCUCGAACAGUGAUCACUCGUUUUCCACUACAACAAAAACUAGUGAUAUUCAUAACGCCAUUUAAACGAUCGAAAUAGGCAUCAGUCUUCAAUAACUCUUUUAAUCACAACGCCAUAAAGUUAAAUCGAAUUCACUCUUAUGUUUAAGGCAUAGCGUCGAUGUUUGGCUACUUUCACUACUCACGCAAAAUCACUGGUUUUACAAUAUUCGUAAUGACAAGAUGAAAACGACGUUUUACAUUGACCACCUUACACAUAGCUUUGACAACGUAAAGGAGUAAAACGAGUAAUGUAAAACGCGCCUAAAAAAAAGGAUCGCAACAAAAUCGAUCCUUUCGUGUAUUAAAUGAAACACGAGCGUAAGUGUGAAUGAAACAAGUAUAUGUUUUACUGAUACACGAUACGUGUGCGUGAAGAAGAAUUAAGUUAUACUGCUACCUAACCAAACGAUUUUACGUUACAAUUAUCACGUUUGCUUCAGAACGUUGUGAAAAUAACUAGUUAUAAAAAUCACUAGUUAAGAAACUAGUUAUUGGAAAUCACAUAACGCUUACGUUACGUUAUCUCAAAAACCGAUAACGACCCAUCGCUAAUGCCUAUAAAAUUCGAAGUAGUUUGCUUCUAGCUUCACACUAAUGUUUGAAUUCGCACUCGCUUGUUUCGCAGCUAACUUCAGUAGAUAGACGAGUAGUUUGAUGGUUUUGGCGUAUCCAGUGUACUUUGGACGUCCUGAUAUUGGCGUUUUCUAAGUAAUUAGAAACUGAUUUUUAUUUAUGUACUUAUGGGUUUUUGAAAGUCUGUUAUAUCUACAGAUAUUAAUUGUAUUUUCUUUAUUUUUUAAUUUUUAACAGAUCUAUAAGAAUAAAAUACGGUCCACAAAAAAUAUACCAAUGCGCUAUUGCUAUACUUUUUAUUUUUAAAGUUUUUGGCAACGAAAUUACGUAAAAAACACUUUCAAAAGUUCACUCAUAUUUUUUUAUUGCCCAAGCGGUUUCUAACUAUUUUAAGAUAAAUAACGCCUGAGCUUGUGUUUUCUUAUUUAAUAUUAGCUUGUAAACUGGGUGUAAUAUAAGUAGGUUAUGUAGUUUCUAAUGCAUUCUUUUUUAGACAACGCCCUGAGCUCGCGGCUACUUGAUUACCUUCAUACAGGGUGUUAGUGACAUCGUAUUGAAUACUGAGGGGGAUAAUUCAGCUAAAAAUCGAAAUUCUGAGUUAAAAAGUGGAAUUUUCCAUCGAAAAAGUAAGGAAUUGAAAAUAAUAAUAAAAAAUAAAUAAUACAUUAAAUCUGUUUAUUACAAAUUGAAAUAAAAUAUUAUCUGAAUAUAAUAUGGUUAUGAUAAAAAAAAAACACAAAAAACAUGAAUUUUGCGACUGAAAAUUCCACUUGAUAUUAACUCUAUCAGUAUUGGUAUGGUGUCACUAACACCUUAUAUUUAAAGAUUUUGUAAUAAAACUUAAUUAUGAAAAUAACAGCUCUAUUUUCUAACAAUAAAAGUAGUAUUUGCGAACUAAGUUGGCUUUUACCUUGUUAAUGGACUAUAGUUAAAAUGCUUUUUAUUAAGAUUAAUUUUAUUGUAGGUACUUACUUAUGAGAUAACAAUGUAAAUAAAAUAUAUAAACAUAAUUUGAUGCCUAUUUAGUGUAAAAAAAUGUGAUAGGUAAUAUUAUAUGUACGCGGCGUGGGUGUGGUGGAUUAUACUCAUUUUCUUAUAUUUACUAAUAGUUUAUAAAAUAUUUUUUUGAGUCAUAUUCAAAAGUUAAAUUUUAUUUCGUCUUUCGAACGUUUUGGAACUUAUAAUGUAAUUUUUUUUACAGAUUUUUGAACGAGACUUCGGAGUUUGAUUCCGAAUAUUAUUAGUUACCAACAGAUUAAAAAAUACUUUUUUACACCGAUCAAAUGUACCUUUUAAGACUUUUUGCACAUUUUUUCUUUUUAAUUUUACUUCCAAACCAGAUCUAGUCUCAUGUCACAGUUUUAAAAAAUAAGUUAAUAUUUUCACAUCUUUUUUUUAAAUAAUGUAAUUAUUUUCAUAGAAAAAUACUAUUGUAAAUAUUAAAUGUUUAUUUUAAAUAUUCUAUUUCCGCUGUAUAUUUUGCAGUAAAUAUAAAUAGGUUUAAAUUAAAUUAUGCAGGUGUGUUCGCUUCUUUUUGUAUUUUUUUAAAAUAUAUCAAAGAGUGUGAAAAAACACAAAAAGAUAGACAUGCCAUAAUGUAAGAAAUAAUCACAAAAUUAUUUUUAGGGAAAAUUAUUUUUAUAUUAUAAUUUUAGACUAAGAUUAGUUUGGCGAUUAUCACAUAGGAUGAUAGGUAGGAGACAUGUUAUAUUUUAUUACUUACUUUUAUUUAAUUUUUAACUGUAAAAAAACAUUCCAAAUAGUUACUAAAAAUUGUAUUAGAUAAAAUCACUUGAGAUUUUAAAACCUUGUACUUAUUGAAUUUUAUUCAUUCAUUAUCAUCAUCUUCCUAGAGUUUUCACAGGGCCCGCCUUUACCUUGAAGAUUUGACAGGUACAGUUUUUUUUAUAGAAGCGACUGCCUGUCUGACCGCUACACGAUCGGUCACACACUUCCGAAACACAUCUCGGGAAUGUGGGUUUCCUCACGAUGUUUUCAUGAUGUUGAUGUUUUCAUGAUUGACUUUUUAAUUAUUAAUAUUCAUAAUAGUAUACACCAAAUAGUUGUACUUAUAUGUAAACUAUAGAAAAGACAAGAAUAUUCAAAUCUAACGAAGGUAAUUGAAUUUAUUUAUAUAAAGUAAAAAAGUAACAAAUUAAUAUUGUAUUUUAUAUUUCGUAUGUAUUUAUAACCGGACCUAAGACUACAGAAUAAAAAUACUUAUUAUAUUUUCA
Molecule: messenger RNA, 8740 nt
Organism: Pectinophora gossypiella (pink bollworm)
Lineage: Eukaryota; Metazoa; Arthropoda; Insecta; Lepidoptera; Gelechiidae
Gene: nahoda
Exons: 24
Coding region: 603-5060 (1485 amino acids)
Source: RefSeq, a predicted model, not a curated record